AGUUUUUAUAGAUAUAUGUUAGAUAUUUUAAGAAUAACAAUAUGAUUCUUAAUUGCCCAGUGGGUAGCAGGCUUUAUCCAUGUCCAAUAUACCCAGAUUCAAGAUCAGGAAUGGUUUUAUUAGUUGUUUUUAAUUUUAACGUAUUAAUAAGGAUAGAAUAGACAUUUCGUAUUCAUCUUCUUUCUCAAUAUCUCCGACCCAAACCCUAACAAUGGCGGCCACUUCUUUUUUUUUCGUUAUUUCCAUUGUUUUCUUCCGUUUUCCUUUGCAUAUAUAGGUACAAUUAUUAGAUAUACUAAAGAACCUUCGAUUUUUAAGUUUAAAUGAACAAAAUCUGGAGUUUUUUAAGAUCCCCGAGUUUUUGUCCGAUUAAGACCAAAUCGCGGCGGCCGGAGACCGACGAACGAUUUUCCAGAGACUAAGCGGUCCUGGGCGCCGUGUUUUUGAACAGAGGUUUUUACUUACUUCAUUUAUAUGAAUAUACAAAGUUAUAUUGAAUGAAGUUGUCAUCGCACAUGUCUUUUUUAGAUUCUGAGAUUGGAUCUAGUGGACUCAAUUGAAUAAGUUAAUUAUGAUAUUACAAACUAUCAAUCAAAUAAAUGGUUAAUAAGUUGAUUAGGGACAAAAAUCUCAUUUAUAUUAGACGUAAAUCGAGAUUAAAAGGUUACAAAUGAGAAAUAAGUUUGAUUUUGAAUUGAGUUAGCUAUAUAAUGAAUAUCGAGGUCGCUCAGUUUUCUUCUUUAAAGAAAUCUUGCAUGAAAAAAAAAACCCGUUCAUUUGGUUCGGUUAUUUCAUGUUGGGUUGGGAUAUUUUAGUUUUUUUGAAAAACCAAAAUUUUUAUUGCUGAAGUUUAUUGUACGUAAAAAUUUACAAUUAACUUAACUAGUUUUUUAAAUUUUUAAUAGGUUAGACGAUUAAUAGGUUUUGAAACAAAACAUUGAAAAUAGAAAGAUACUAAUCUAAUUGUUUUUUUUUUGAUAAAGUAAUAUAAUUCUUGUUUUGAGAAUUUGGAUGUAACUUUUGUUGACGCGUGAAACAAAAAGGUGGACAUGCAUUUUAAGUAAAUAACAAAUCACUUUGUAUGAGACUAUAUGUAUAUUAUUUGAUCUUGAGUCAUGUACGAUAUUAAUAUAAAUAUUUUGAAUAAAAUAAGAUAAAUAAAAUAGAAAUAUAUGCUUAAGUAUACAUAUGCUCAGUUAUUUUCAGAAAUUCGUUGACUUUGGAUAUUAUCCAUUCAAAUUUGAAUAUUCAAUUUUUCCUAACUCGAUAUAUGUUCGGAUAUUUGUUUCUUUGGUUCGGGUUCGGAUUCGGAUUCGGAUUCGGAAUCGGGUAUGCCUAUUACCUUAGCAGACGGGUAAAUGAUAUUUGACGUAAGAAAAAAAAAAAAAGUUGAAUAUCAGGCCCACCAAAGGGCCAGGGUGGAAGAGAAUCAUGAAUGAGCUGACCAAAAUAGAAAUGGAUCCGUUAAAAUUAAAACAGAAGCGGAAAUCACAAAAUGAAGGGAGUUCUAGAAAUAGAAAGGGAGAUGGGAAGAAGAGGAAGAAGACGGAGACAUGUGUCUGAAGAGAGUCCGGCUCUUUAGGAUCUCAAUAAUUCGAGUACGUUUUAUUUAAAAUAUUUCGGAUUAUGGAUUCGCUGAAAAUGAUGUUCUGAUGCUGAUGAUGAUGAUGUUGGGAUUUUAAGAGUAUUGUUAUUGAUUCAUGUCCGUUCAUAGACAUGGUUCUUUGUGUAGUUUCAUAUUGGUUUGGUUUGGUUUGAGACAAAAAAGAAAGUAGAGAGGAUUGGAAUUGGAUGUUUUGCUGUGCAUUUAUGUGGAAAUCCGGAGGAGAAGAUUUGCAAGGUUUCUAUCCUGUUCGUCCUGAAUGUCAAUCUGAUGUUCCCAGGACCCGCUUCAAAUCAAGGGCUGGAAAGACACUGAGUGCUAGAAGAUGGCACGCUGCCUUUACUGAAGAUGGCCAUUUGGAUAUGGAAAAAGUUCUCAGACGUAUUCAGCGUGGAGGCAUUCAUCCCUCCAUCAAAGGCGCUGUUUGGGAGUUUUUGUCUGGAUGCUACGAUCCUGACAGCACUUUUGAUGAAAGGACCAAGCUCAGGGAUCUAAGAAGGGAGCAGUACGGUUCAUGGAAAGAAGAAUGUAAGAAUAUGGUUCCUGUCGUUGGUAGCGGCAAGUACAUCACAAUGGCUGUCGUUUCAGAAAAUGGCCAACCCAUAGAAGACUCCUCUGUUGAAAAUCAAGGAUGGAUCGUGAAAACCGCUGUUACAGACGAUAGGACGCUCCAAUGGAUGCUCUCACUGCAUCAGAUCGGCCUUGACGUUGCUAGAACAGAUCGGUAUCUUUCCUUCUACGAGAAUGAUAUCAAUCAAUCAAAACUAUGGGAUGUUCUUGCCAUAUAUACUUGGUUGAAUCUUGAUAUCGGUUAUGUUCAGGGAAUGAAUGACAUAUGUUCUCCAAUGAUCAUCCUCUUUGAGGAUGAAGCUGAUGCUUUCUGGUGCUUUGAGCGUGUAAUGAGAAGACUGAGAGAGAAUUUCAGGGCAACCGCAACAUCAAUGGGUGUCCAGACACAGCUAGGUGUGCUCUCACAGGUCAUUAAAACGGUUGAUCCUCGGCUCCAUCAACAUCUAGAGGAUCUGGAUGGUGGCGAGUAUUUGUUUGCUAUAAGGAUGUUGAUGGUCCUUUUCAGGAGAGAAUUCUCCUUCCUCGACGCUUUGUACCUUUGGGAGCUGAUGUGGGCAAUGGAGUAUAAUCCAAACAUGUUUGCAACAUACGAGGAGCUUGAAAACCGAAACAACAACAACGCAGCAGACGACCCCAAGUUACUAAAACGUUAUGGCAAGUUUGAGAGGAAAUACGUGAACAGCGGAAACAACGAGCGACAUAGCAAUACCAUUGCUGUUUUCGUGGUCGCUAGCGUUCUUCAGACAAAGAACAAACGUCUCUUGAAGGAAGCUAAGGGCUUAGACGACGUUGUUCAGAUACUAGGAGACAUCGCGGGUAAUCUUGACGCCAAAAAAGCGUGUAAAGAAGCGUUGAAGAUCCAUGAAAAGUUCCUCAAAAAGGCUAAUAGGCAAUGAAGAUUUGCUUCCACUUUAUAUAUAUACCACACAGAGAUAUUUUCUCAUAUAUUUUUUGGUUUAAUGGGAAAGUUGUUCAUCGCCUGCUGGAUGAAAAAGAUCUCAUGAUUCGUUUCUUCUUUUAUUUGUUCAUUUUCUUAUAAUUAUGUUAAAUAAAUGGGUAUGCAUUGUUGAUGAAACUGUGCGCCUUUUGAGUUCUAAGGAUAAAUAAUUUUUCAAUUUGCUUUGCUUUGCUUUGAAAAAAAAUAUAGAUAUCUGAUUUUUCGGGUUCUAGAAAAUUUAGAAAUAUUUACGAAUAUUUACAGGUAUCUCAUCGACUUUGUUCAAUACAAAUAAAUCUAAAAGAACUAUACAAGUUUGUUGAAAAAAAUCUUUUGCAUAAUAUAAAAUAAAAAUUAAUGAUUAGUAAAACUAUAUAUUCCAUAAAUUAAAAAAAAAAUUAUAAAAUGAAAUUUUAUAGAAUUUAGUUUUAUAAAUAUUUAAUAUUCAUUUCUUAAUAUAAUACUUUUAUAAAUAAAAUUAAUAAAGUUAAAUAUUAAAAUAAAAUUAUUUAUUUAAUUGUAGAUAUAUAUCUAUUUUGUAUAAAAUUCGCAGUGGAGUGAAUAUCCAAUUCUAAAUUUUUUUAAUACUUGUGAUUUUCUUCAUUUUUAACGGAUAUUGAUUUUUAAUAUUUGUUUUGCUCCGAAAACUUAAAAAUAUUCGGAUUUUUGGACUGAAUCGAAACAAAUAAUAAAUCGAAUCAAAAUUAACGGAUUUAAUGUUCAGCCCUACAACUAUCAUUAGAUUUUAUGUGUAUAUUCUAAAAUUAAAAAUAAUUAAAAUAUUAACAGAAAAAAAAAACGGGAAAGAGGUGGAGAAGAGUGAAUUGCCAUGAU
Molecule: messenger RNA, 3944 nt
Organism: Brassica rapa (field mustard)
Lineage: Eukaryota; Viridiplantae; Streptophyta; Magnoliopsida; Brassicales; Brassicaceae
Product: TBC1 domain family member 15
Biological process (GO): activation of GTPase activity
Molecular function (GO): GTPase activator activity
Source: RefSeq, a predicted model, not a curated record